GUGCAGCCCGUCACACGCAGGACAGCGACACGCUACAUGCCAAGAAGUAUAAGGCGGCCAUGCCAGUCAGAGGCUUAAAACGAAAGCUUUGCGACUCGGAGGAGAUGGGGCUCGAGGGGGACGAGCCGUUUCACCCCGAAAGUUACGCCAUAAUCAGGCAGACCCUGUUCAACCUGUCUGUGGAUAAGUUCAACAAGGGCCGCACCAUGGUGGAGCCCAGUCUGCGGAGGUACGUCCUCAUCGCCAACACCCUGAGGAUCAUCCAAGAGGAGAUGCGCCGCGACGUCUUCUGCGCCGGCCCGUGGGCCGAUGCGGCGUUCUCGGACUCGCAGGGCCCCCCUCCUGGAGACGCCGUGAGCCUCGGUGCAGAGAUGGAGAACCGCUUGUCAUUUCUCCCCGAAGACUUGGCCAACCUCAACCUGCCUCUGGUGGACGAGGACUUCUCAGUGUCUUCUGCCAUCGCCACCAUCAUGAAGGAGCUUGAAAACGUGUUGAACGAGAGCUGCCCGCAGUUCCAGCAGCGCGUGCUGGGAAGCCAAGAUGCGGACGGCAAAGCAGCGUUUACCCCAACGGGUGGCCCUCCGGCCCUGGCCCAGACGCAGCCUCGGGGCGGCUGCACGGACUCGGCGAAGGCGGCCAAUUCAAAUCCGGCGGCCAUUGGUGACGGCAAAGACAUCGAGCUGCUUAGUCAACUGGUGCUGGCUGCAAGCUGUACGGGGCCCAUUCCUGAACUCCCGGUGGCAACGGAGACCCCGGAGCUGGAGACCCCUGCCGAGACCCGCUCUGACGCUCCGGUCCCGAUGGACACCUCUGAAGAACCCGCUGGCCGCAGACAAGCUCCAAGCGCCUCGGUGGGGCCGUCUGAGGGCCUUAAAGCCGCGGAGUCGCUCUUUGGCAGCUUCGAAGUGAUGAACUCCACCUACCUCAACGACAUCUCCUUCGACGAUCUGUUCUCAGACAUUGACACCUCUGUGUUCGAGAGAGACUCUCUGCUCGUGAGUAAUACCACCACCACCCGGUUACCCGCUCCGGAAGACGUCUGGAUCCAGUCCUACUGCAACGCUCCCUCUUACGGUAUGGGCAAAGGCCACCGGGAGUCCAACGACCUCGACAGCAUCAUGGAGAUCCUAGUGGGCUCCUGACCGGUCCGUCUUCAACGCGAUAAGACUGUCGGCGGCUGACGAGCGGCCGCCGCUCAAAUGCUUGUUUUGCACACAC
Spea bombifrons (plains spadefoot toad) is the source of this 1218-nucleotide messenger RNA. Its product is annotated as SERTA domain-containing protein 2-like. Gene Ontology annotation, cellular component: nucleus. The transcript is spliced from 2 exons. Gene Ontology annotation, molecular function: transcription regulator activity. The record is from RefSeq and is a predicted model, not a curated record. Lineage: Eukaryota; Metazoa; Chordata; Amphibia; Anura; Pelobatidae. Bases 60 to 1142 code for a protein of 360 amino acids.